GCGCUGAGCUGAGCUGAAAGCAGGAGCCGGGAGCCGGAGAUGGGGGCGGCCGGGGCCCGCUGGGCGCCUGGGGCGGCUCUGGUGCUCGCGGCCCUGCUGGGGGCCUCGAGAGCCGGCCUGGCCGACAACGUGAUCUGGGCAGUGAACGCGGGCGGCGAGGCCCAUGUGGACGUGAACGGCAUCCACUUCCGCAAAGACCCGCUCGAGGGCCGGGUGGGCCGAGCCUCUGACUAUGGCAUGAAGCUGCCAAUCUUGCGGUCCAACACAGAGGAUCAGAUUCUGUACCAGACUGAGCGUUACAACGAGGAGACCUUUGGGUAUGAAGUCCCCAUCAAGGAAGAGGGCGACUACGUUGUGGUGUUGAAGUUUGCUGAAGUUUAUUUUGCACAGUCACAGCAGAAGGUGUUUGAUGUGCGCUUGAAUGGCCAUGUGGUGGUGAAGGACUUGGACAUUUUUGACCGAGUUGGACAUAGCACAGCUCACGACGAGAUCAUUCCCAUCAGCAUCAGGAAGGGGAAGUUGAGUGUCCAGGGAGAGGUUUCCACAUUCACAGGGAAACUCCAUAUUGAGUUUGUCAAGGGAUACUACGACAAUCCAAAAAUCUGUGCACUAUACAUCCUGCAAGGAACAGUGGAUGAUGUUCCAAAGCUGCAGCCUCACCCUGGACUAGAGAAAAAGGAGGAUGAGGAAGAUGAUGAAGAGUAUGAAGAAGGCUCCAGCGUUAAAAAACAGGCCAAUAAGAACCGGGUUCAGUCAGGCCCCCGGACACCAAACCCCUACGCCUCAGACAACAGCAGCCUCAUGUUCCCUAUAUUGGUGGCCUUUGGUGUCUUCAUUCCUACCCUCUUCUGCCUUUGCCGGUUGUGAGGGCAAGCCCCAUGCAGAGAUGCAGUGGCAGGGGCCGCAGGCCAGGAGGAAAGGAGUUGGACCAAAUGUGGUUGCUUUCAGUUUCUCCAUAUUUUUCAUAAUUUAAGGGAAAAAAAAGUUCAUUUGGAAUGAACUGCAGGUACAGGUAAAGGGGGGAGCUUGCCUUCUCCCAGCCAGCGAGCAGCGAGGCCUUGGCUUCCCCUGUUGCAUCAUAAGCAGCAUCCCUUCCUCUUCGGGGCACUUGAGAUUAAACUGGAUCCUUGCUGUCUGUCUGGACUGUAGGAAGCUGAUGCUGGCGAACUUUGGUCCAUAUCCCGCACGGAGAGGAAGUUGCGUGACCCAAAUGUUGUGCCCUUGUCCAGGUGGAUAAUUGGUCCCGGCUUAAGAAGCUAAGCAGGGAAGCACUCUCUGAAUGUUGCCUGGAAAAACAGCCUUUGAAGUGAGGCCUAGAUGUGUGUGUUGGUCAGAAGUGUGCACAGAUGUUCUGUUGCCUUUGGGUGACAAUUAUGGGGGAAAGAGACUGGCUUUUCAACAGUGAUCUGAAUGUGUGUAACUAAAUGCACAAUACUUCUCUGUCCUAAAGAUACACAGGCUCAGACUUGCUGAUGGGUCUCCAGGAAAGGUUCUAACUUUAGAGUGAGUUGCAGAAAGAGCUGAGGGAAUUAUUUGGCCUGAUUUUCUGCACCAGUUGGGAGAAACUUUCCUAGUUUGAUAAUUGUGUAACGUUAGAUCGUUGCUGCGGGGGUUCUUCUGUGACCUGCAAUAGGCUGGCUUUUUGCUGCAGUGUCUCUGCCCCGGAUGUGUUUGGUUUCUGUAUCAGUUGUGGCUUUUAUUUCCUUUUUAAUAUUUUUCUUCGCAGUGGGCUCACUUCAAGCCCCAUCCCACCUUGCCCUCUCUAGUGUUCAGUGUCUCCCCUGGAGGGGCUGAGAACCAGGUGACCAAAAAAAUGGAGGCUCUGAGCCUCCAAUGCUUGUGCAUCCCUGCUAUGAUCAAUAGUCUGGCAGCCAUAAAACAGAGUAGUGCAACCCUUGAAGUACUUUCCAAUAACCCUGUAAUCCUUCUGCAUCAGCUGCAUUGAUCUAAUCCAGUCUGCAGUAAUGUGAGAUUGCAGUCUGUACCUACCAUUAACUAUCUUGCGUAGGCUUUGGAAUAUCAGGAUGUGCCUAAGAAUUUGAUGCUGGCAAGUGCCAAGGUGCCCAACUUCUCAGUCCUGUAGGAUGAGCAUGUCCAUCUAUUGUGGAGAAUCUGAAAUGGAUGGAAACUGAUGUAGAUCAGUCUGGUCAGCUUCCAUGGUCACCUAAUGAUGGGUCUGAGCUACCCUGUUCACCUUCCCCCUCUGACAGCUUAGCAAGUGGACUCUGCACCCACAUGAAGAAUAUGUGUUCUCUGAGUGGGGUGUCAGGAGUGGCUGCUUUGCUCUGGAUCUGAGUCUGGUGUAAUCAGGAGAGCAGUGUGGAAAACAAAAGCCUGCAAUGUGCAGUCCACACACUCUUCCUGAUCUGGAACUGAAGGUCCUUGGGCAGCUGGCAUCACUUAAGAUCUGAAUCUGCAAGGUGCUGAGCAGCUUCCAUUCCCAUUGACUUAUGGGAGUUGGGAGUGCUCCCUUCCUUACUGGAAGUGCCCAACACCUUGCACAGCCAGGGUAAAGGGUAUUCUUUGGAGCUUAAGUCUUGAGACACCAGCCUUGUCAGCUUUAAUUCUAAUAACAUCCAUCCUCAGGGCAGAAUUCUCUUUGCCUUGGGCUAAAUCUGUUUUUUUUGGCAAGCAUCUCAUCUGCUUCAUACUGUGCAGCUUGACUGAGAAGUAAUCCCCCUGCUGCUCCUGCUUGGAUUCUGACUUUUCUUAUCAGUUGCUUUUGAGCACAGUUGUGUGUAGCUGCUCAACUCACACCUGGCCUUUUGAUAAUCUAGACAGAGCAUCCUGAUGAAGGGUCAGCAGAGCUCUAUGAAUAAUCCUUUUACAGCAGCCAAAACAUUUACUUUCUUCCUAUUAAUUUUCAAGCUGUGGAAAGUGUUGCCCAGCCAUGAGUGCCGAGACAGGAGCUAGGGACGCUGUCAGAGCAUUGGUCCCCAACGCAGCCAUCUUUCUGAGCAAGUGCAUUGCUGCUUUGUGUUUAACCACAAUUCUGAUUCUGUGGGUCCAGUGCAAAAUAUAGGAUCCAGCUGAGCUUUCUCCCAUUGCUACUGUCAGCCACUAAUGCUCGCACAAGCAGUUCAGUUGGUAAAACAGUCGGAGAAUGCUUGACUGUAAUGAAACCUACCCACGGGGAGGAGAAGGCCAGCAGUAGAUCUCCAGAGCAAGCUAAGCUCUGAAACAGUGAGAGGCCUGGGACUAGCAGCUCAUUCAGCUGUUUCCUCCUGGACUCUUGUCACUCCUAAAUGCUUAUUUUCUUAAUGUGUGAGUCAAUUAAAAAGGUGUAUUUUGAGGACAUUUUUAAUUACAGGCAUUGCCACUCAGAAAAUUUUGUCUAAACUUAUGAUUUCCCCAGAUCUCUUUGGCCACCAUCUGAUCACUCUAACGCAGUAGCACAGCACAGGGUGUGGAACCUUAAUCAAAUAGCAGGAACUUCUUGGGUUCAGCACAAACUGCCCUAAUUCAUUAGGCAAACCAAGAAUUUGAUCCUGAAAACAACAAGGCUUCCAGUUGAGGAGUGUGCUCUUCUCUUCCCCUGAGAUGCCAGCAUUUCUUAGACACAAGUCUCCUUCAGGACCCCUCAGUCUCUGCACAGUUUGAGCUCCAGGGCCCACACCUAGGAUCAUAGGUGGUAGAGAUGGAAGAGGCCUGUUAGAUUAGUCCACUCCUCUGCAAGGCCAGGGUAGCUGAUCCUGCCCUGUUCCUUCUAAUAGUGGCAAUGCACUUGCUCUGUGCUGGACUCCCACCUGAGGAUGAAGCACGUGUCUUUAGGGGUAGCCAGCAUGGGAUUAGACUUCUGCUGUGUGUUGCAGCCUAUGUUUUUCAAAUAAAAUUAAUUCAGUUUAUUUUUUUUUAAUUGGAAUAUUUUUUGCUCUGUUUACCCAUAACUUGCUUAUCAAGCCUUCUCUUCUGCACUGGGGGUGAGGUACUCACAUAGGUUUGUGCUUCCUCCCUCCCUUAGCUGCUUGCUGGGUCAUCUGGCCCCAUGAUGGUACUGUAAUAAAGCAAUUUUCCUUUUUGCUUUCCUGUUUUAACCCUUCCUUUUCUGGCAGCUUCAGACUUCAUUUGAAGGAUCCUUUUGGGACAAGUAAAACGUGCUUUGUUUUUUAAAUAAGGACUAUUGAAGGGGAGUGGGGUGUAGUGGUCAGAGGGACCCAUCCAAUGUAUGAAUGGAUAUUGAGGUCUGAUUGUGGCUCGCUUUUGCGUAGAUCUCUUCAUAGCUGCAUCUGCAUUUCGGCUGCUUAAAACUGGCAAGAGGUACGUGGCUUGGGGGUGGUGGUUUAGGGCUACUUUAUUUUUCUGUUGUUGAUAUGUUGGAAUAUCUUAUCGUUCAGCCGUUGUCUUUCACUGAAGUUGGUUUCCAUUUGUAUUUAGGGAUGGAUGGUUGAGCAAAUACAGUCAGCAGGCGAGGCUGCUGCAUGGUGGAAAUGAGUGGAGAGUCAGUGAUUGCUUCCAUGACACAUUUCAAACUCUGGCUGGCUGUUUGCCUUUGGAACGGCUGAGCGGCUGUUCUACUUCCCUAAAGGCGUAGCUUUUCCACGGCCUUACAAAAAAGCAAUGUGAUGGUGAUAUGGGCUUGACUUGAACCUUCCCAGCCCAGGGUAUUCAAACUGCAGGUGGAGAUUCUUUGGUUUAUGUUUUUCCUCCCCACCUGCUGUGCCUAGGGUGUGGGAUCUCAGAAUAGCAGGCAGCCUUACACACCUGAGUCCUUCUUCUGCAGUGCAGUUGGGAGAGUGAGGAUCUGUUUCAUCCUUAACUCUGAAUUCUGUGGGCAUUAGUAGCUUUAAACCAGCCCUGUAACUUUGUACUGUAGUGUUUGUGUGAGUGGAACGAUAUCUAACCUUUCCCUGUGGGAUUGCAGGUGGAAGCAAGUGGAAUGCCAAAGCAAAUCCUUAUGUUCAUUUUUGGUGCCUUUUUGUUGUGGUUUGAUCACAAGUCUGUUGGAAGAAGCUUCUGUUUUAAGGAACUUCUGUUUCCACUUUAUAUCUAACUCCUGGAGGAGACGGUCCCUAAUCCAGGCACUUCCCCCUCUAAAAGCAGCAGGCAUUCUCUUACCGUCCUGUGAUCCAUACUCUGGAAUGUCCUAGCUGAAGUACGGUGCGACUUGUGAAUAUCCUCUGAUAGUUUCUGUUGCUGGAUGCAUAGUAAUGGAUGUGAUAGGGGAACUGGCAGGCUCCUUCAGGUUUGUUCUCCCCAAAGAAAUCUCCAGAGGGAUGGGGAGCUUCCCGGAAACAUUGUCCCCAUCUGGCCAUGGUUUUCAGGGGCUUGGUGAAGGUCAGAUUUUGGGUAGGAGCGUGCCCUCAGCAUGGCUUGAGUCCUGCUUCUGCAGCAGUAGCGAAGUUUAUGGCAUGAUGUCAACCCCAUCCCGCAUCAGGAUCUUGCUAGGAAAGGUCUUCCCUUAGAGUGGCCAUUGUGGCAGGGACUCUAAACCAAGAGCAGAAUACAGUACUUCAUCCCUGGCUUUGCUGUGGUUGAGACUGGACUAGCAGCAACCAUUGGAAACAUAGUCCAAUUUCAGCUGUAGCCUGCAUAGUCCCUUUGGAAAAGAAUAGAAAACUACUGGAGUCUGCAUGACUCGAUGUGUAACAGAUUCUGAGAACGUGGUUUGGGACAAAACUUCUCUUAAACUCCUGCUAGUAGCAGACCCUCUGCGGCAUCUGUCUGCUCCUUGUGCCAAUUAGGGCAGGAGAGAGAUCUGCUUAGUGGGAAUCUCAGGGAGAGCAAGGUCUGGAAUCUCAGAAUCAAUUCCACUAUCUGGCUUUGCUACAUCUCCAUAACAAAUGUAUGCAAAGGUCUAAUGGGACUAGGCUUGGGGUUUUUUUACACACUUGCCUCUGUUUCCACCAGAUUUUAUCCAGUGAUUAAAUAAGCUUAGGCAUGUAUUCUUGAGGAGGAAUAUAUCAUGUGGGUUGGAACUGAGAACUCCUCCCAGGAAAGGAUGGAGCCUAAUAAAUAGGCACCAAGUUCCUGAUCUUGACAUAAUGGUUAGGGGAUGCAUCAGACCCAUGAAACUUGUGAUUAUUUCACAUCAGAUCUGAACAGACUCAUCCCAAGAAUAUGAUAGUACUUAAUUUCUGGCAUUGGUCUGUGAGGAGGAGGUUGCAGCCAGGGUUCUGUCUUUCUGGACUCUGGCUUACUCAGAGUUUAUAGCUAUAUAUUAAAGAACUAUUUCUGAAGAGAUCAAGGAAAUGCUCUGGGGUACUCUGUGCCUGGUCUAGUCAGCAUGACUCUCAUUGCUGACAUUGGUUUUUAUUCCCCCCUCCCUCACCCCAAUAAGAGUUUUAUUAAAAAAAAAAAAAAAUACAGAAGUGCUUUCUUCCCUCCCAGAGAGAGUGCUGUCUGCUCAGGAAAUGUGAAUAAUCCAUAGCAAACAGCAAAAGCUCAGGAGGCUGUGGGUAGAGGUUAAUCCCAGGGAAAGUGAGGAAACAGCAGCUCAGACAGGUGUCAAGAGCAGUUUUUAACAAGUCUUGUUUAACCAGAAACUCUUAGUGUGUGUGUGAAUCUAGGAAAUGCAAAAUCUUUGAGCCAUAGUUAUUUCUUAUUCAUGUGUGUUAGGGGUGUGCUUAUUUGUUCUCUCACAGUGAUUCGGUUUUAAUCCAGGCAUGUUCAAUCAGAAUCUUGGAGUGACUAAAACACCCACUAGAGGCUGAUAAACUUGGGCCAGGGCUGCUCCUGGGGACUUCUUGCACUCAAGCUCUUCCUGCUUAAGAAACUAACCAGUCUGUAAGGUGGCUCCAGGCUGCAUGAAACAAAAGUAGAGUUCUCAGGGUCGUUGGAGAAGUAGCUUGGAUUGCCCAAGGCUUUAGCCCAGUUACAGUGACAAUGUUUGGGUCCCAUCUGCACAGCAACUCUUAACUGUGUUGUAAGUAAGUGGGUCCCAUGACAUGGAUAUGGUUGUGUAGACAAGGUCUGAAUGAGCUGCUUGCAGGUCCCUCUUGCUAAGGGAACACUGGCUUCUUGAAAUCAGCUGAUUUGUUGAGCAUUAAGAACCACACAGCUGCAAGCUCUGCUCAAGGCUGCAAGACUUGAAUGACCACGAAGGAUAUAGCAAUAUGGCAAGAAAUAUCAAUUUCUUUUGGGUUAAAUCUUCAUCUGUAUUAGUAAUCAGUACUAAAGGGUUUUGAAGGAGGAUUUUUUUUUUUUUUUUUACUGUCCAUUGCUUUGUGUUAUAACAACUUGCGGUGACUGUUUGUAUCAGUCUUAGGCCCUGGGUUAAAAGCACAGAUGUCUAUUUCUGAUUGGACUGGCUUUGCAAAGGCUUGUUCUUUUGGGGAGAAGAGCUGGGUGUGUGGGUGGAUUAUUUUAUUUUUGGUACAUGUAGCUGUUUAUUUUUUAAUUUUCCCAGGAUGUUUGGUUGAGGGAAUGUUCUGAAAUCUACUGCCUGGCAGUUUUAACCAGCAGUGUAUUAAAGGAAAAUAAACAAAAUUAUAUUGUCA
This is a messenger RNA of Chelonoidis abingdonii (Abingdon island giant tortoise), 7436 nucleotides long. RefSeq names its product malectin (gene MLEC). The record is from RefSeq and is a predicted model, not a curated record. NCBI's taxonomy places the organism in Eukaryota, Metazoa, Chordata, Testudines, Testudinidae. Gene Ontology annotation, molecular function: carbohydrate binding. Gene Ontology annotation, cellular component: membrane.